Ziziphus jujuba (common jujube) is the source of this 3472-nucleotide messenger RNA. Its product is annotated as coatomer subunit beta-1. Gene Ontology annotation, molecular function: structural molecule activity. The coding region runs from base 193 to 3060 and encodes 955 amino acids. Lineage: Eukaryota; Viridiplantae; Streptophyta; Magnoliopsida; Rosales; Rhamnaceae. Gene Ontology annotation, cellular component: COPI vesicle coat; cytoplasm. The transcript is spliced from 5 exons. The record is from RefSeq and is a predicted model, not a curated record. Gene Ontology annotation, biological process: intra-Golgi vesicle-mediated transport; endoplasmic reticulum to Golgi vesicle-mediated transport; intracellular protein transport.
GAGCCAAAUCCGACCCGUUUCAGCUCACUCCCAAAACGCCAAGAUCUUCAUCUUCUUUCUUCACUAUUUUCGUAACCAAAGAAAAGAACGAAACGCAGAUCGAAAAUUCCAGAGCUCCUCGGCUCCCAAACAACCGAAUAUUCACACUAACAUCUUUACAAGAUCCGGCACGCCAUUUUCGGAUCUCCGAGAAUGGAGAGGACUGAGAAGUCAUGCACUCUACUGGUCCACUUCGACAAGGGCACGCCGGCACUGGCGAAUGAGAUCAAAGAAGCUCUCGAAGGAAACGACAUCGAAGUGAAGAUCGAAGCCCUAAAGAAAGCCAUAAUGCUUUUGCUCAACAACGAGACGAUUCCGCAGCUCUUCAUAACCAUCAUUCGCUAUGUGCUUCCUUCUGAGGACCACACGAUCCAGAAGCUCCUUUUGCUUUACCUGGAGAUCAUCGAGAAGACAGAUUCCAAAGGCAAAGUAUUGCCAGAGAUGAUUUUGAUCUGUCAGAACCUGCGCAAUAAUCUUCAGCACCCAAACGAGUUCAUUCGCGGUGUCACUCUUCGAUUCCUUUGCCGUCUUAACGAGACAGAGAUUGUUGAGCCUUUGUUGCCUUCGAUCCUUACUAACCUGGAGCACCGCCAUCCAUUUGUUCGACGAAAUGCCGUGCUGGCGGUCAUGUCGGUUUACCGGCUCCCGCAGGGUGAGCAAUUGCUGGACAAUGCGCCGGAGAUCGUUGAGAAGUUCUUGUCCACCGAGCAGGAUCCUUCUAGUAAGAGAAAUGCUUUCCUUAUGCUUUUUACUUGUGCCCAAGAUCGGGCUGUUAAUUACCUAUUUACCCACAUUGAUCGAAUUAAUGACUGGGGUGAGCAGCUUCAGAUGGUUGUGUUAGAAUUGAUUAGGAAAGUUUGUAGAGCUAAUAAGGGUGAAAAGGGUAAGUACAUUAAGAUUAUUAUAUCGUUGCUGAAUGCCCCUUCCACUGCUGUUGUUUAUGAAUGUGCUGGCACUCUUGUUUCGCUUUCGUCGGCUCCGACGGCUAUUAGGGCCGCAGCCAAUACUUAUUGCCAGCUUCUGCUUUCACAGAGUGAUAAUAAUGUGAAGCUCAUUGUGCUCGAUAGGCUCAAUGAGCUUAGGGCUUUACAUAGGGAGAUUAUGAUUGAAAUGGUAAUGGAUGUGCUUAGAGCUCUUUCGAGCCCCAACCCUGAUAUUAGGAGGAAGACUCUUGAUAUUGUGCUUGAUUUGAUAACACCUAGGAAUGUUGAUGAAGUUGUUCUUACCUUGAAGAAAGAGGUAGUGAAGACUCAGGGUUCUGAGCAUGAGAAGAAUGGAGAGUAUAGACAAAUGCUGGUGCAGGCAAUACAUACUUGUGCAAUUAAGUUUCCUGAAGUGGCUAGCACCGUGGUGCAUCUUUUGAUGGAUUUCUUGGGUGACACUAAUGUGGCUUCGGCUAUUGAUGUGGUUGUUUUUGUACGUGAGAUUAUUGAAACCAACCCCAAGUUGCGUGUUUCGAUAAUAACCAGGCUGUUGGAUACUUUCUAUCAGAUCCGUGCCUCGAGGGUGUGUUCAUGUGCUCUUUGGAUUAUUGGUGAGUAUUGCCUCUCACUUUCGGAAGUUGAGAGUGGAAUUGCAACCAUUAAGCAGUGUCUUGGAGACCUCCCAUUUUUCACAGCUACUGAGGAAGGGGAGGGACAAGAGUCUUCAAAGACCUCCAAUCCUGUAACUGUAAGCUCCACCACUGUAUCUUCUAGGAGGCCUGUGGUUCUUGCAGAUGGGACGUAUGCCACCCAGAGUGCUGCAUUGGAAACUGCCAUGUCUCCACCUACAUUUGUUCAAGGAUCCUUGGCUUCUAUAGGAAACUUGCGAUCGUUGAUUCUCUCAGGAGACUUUUUUCUUGGGGCAGUUGUAGCUUGCACAUUGACAAAGCUUGUCUUGAGAUUGGAAGAGGUUCAGCCAUCUAAAGUUGAAGUCAACAAGGCAACAACACAAGCUCUGUUGAUUAUGGUCUCUAUGCUGCAACUUGGUCAAUCUUCAGCUAUUCCACAUCCCAUUGAUAAUGAUUCUCAUGACAGAAUUGUACUUUGCAUCAGAUUGCUUUGUAAUACAGGUGAUGAGGUGAGGAAGAUAUGGCUACAGUCCUGUAGAGAGAGCUUUGUGAAAAUGCUUGCAGAUAAGCAGCUUCGGGAAACAGAGGAGAAAAAAGCUGAGGCCCAGAUAUCUAAUGCACAACCAGAUGAUCUUAUUGAUUUCUACCAUUUGAAGAGCAGGAAGGGUAUGAGCCAGCUUGAGUUGGAAGAUGAGGUGCAAGAUGAUCUCAAACGUGCUACUGGAGAGUUCACAAAGGAUGGAGAUGAUGCUUUUAAAUUGAAUCGUGUUCUUCAGCUCACAGGAUUUAGUGAUCCUGUUUAUGCCGAAGCAUAUGUUACAGUUCAUCAUUACGACAUUGUACUUGAUGUUACUGUCAUCAAUCGUACCAAAGAGACCCUCCAGAAUUUGUGCUUGGAGUUGGCCACAAUGGGUGAUCUGAAACUUGUAGAACGUCCACAAAAUUAUACACUAGCUCCAGAAUCAAGCAAACAGAUCAAGGCAAAUAUUAAGGUAUCUUCAACUGAAACGGGGGUGAUCUUUGGUAAUAUUGUAUAUGAGGCAUCUUCAAAUGUGCUGGACAGAACAGUAAUUGUCCUAAAUGACAUUCAUAUUGAUAUAAUGGAUUACAUCUCUCCUGCUUCAUGUGCUGAUGUGGCAUUCAGAACAAUGUGGGCAGAAUUUGAGUGGGAGAAUAAGGUUGCUGUAAAUACUAUUAUUCAAGAUGAGAAGGAAUUCCUGAACCACAUUAUGAAGUCAACUAACAUGAAGUGCCUGACACCAACAUCGGCACUGGAAGGGGACUGUGGGUUCCUUGCUGCUAACUUGUAUGCCAAGAGCAUUUUUGGGGAAGAUGCUUUGGUGAAUCUAAGUGUUGAGAAACAAGCAGAUGGUAAACUGAGUGGAUACAUUAGGAUUAGAAGUAAAACUCAAGGUAUUGCGCUCAGCCUUGGAGACAAGAUCACACUGAAACAGAAGGGUGGUGCUUGAGAGAGAGAGAGAGAGAGGAUCAUAUACUUAAAUUUUGCAGCUUCUGUUCCUGAUUCAAACCCUGUCAGCAAUACGCCAGCGUCAUCAUGAUCAUCCACAUCUGUCUUCAACACACUUUGUUAUUAUUGUUAUAUUUUGUUUCAUGGAGACUCAAUUUUGUUUUUAGAUAUAUAUAUAUUUUUUAAUUUUAUUAUUACUUUCGGUGUUACAAUUGAGAGAUACGAAAUAGUGUUAUCCAUCAGUUGAAACGACAAUUUGUUGAUCCGGCUUUAUCUGGCUGUCAUAUUAUUUGAUAGUAUAUUUGUAGUUAAUCUAUGAACAAUUCUUGUAAUUUUACUUUCGGGUUACUUUUUCUUUGUUUUGAGUAUUUUUGCUAUCAAUAAAAAGUCUUUGCUUGUAGAGUAUCGGUAAA